This is a messenger RNA of Cornus florida, 1510 nucleotides long. RefSeq lists its product as uncharacterized. NCBI's taxonomy places the organism in Eukaryota, Viridiplantae, Streptophyta, Magnoliopsida, Cornales, Cornaceae. Bases 240 to 1277 code for a protein of 345 amino acids. The record is from RefSeq and is a predicted model, not a curated record. The transcript has 5 exons.
AGUCAUGGAGUACAUGUUACCGUCUCCGUGUUACCAUGCGUUAGUCACGUGACACACACAGCAAAAAACGUAGUGUGUGUAGUCGAGAGUCGGUUUCUCUUUGGGGUUUUACAAAACGCACUCCAGUCGACCGUUGUGCCAUUUUCGAAUUCAACGGCUAUACUCUCUUUCCUAAUAUUCUUCCAAGAUUUGAACCGGUUGUUUCUUCUUCAAUUGCUCUUCUACAAAAACUCCGCGCGAUGGGCACACUCAAAGCCUCUAACGUCUCUUCCGAUCUUCAAAAAUGGCAGAAAAUUUUCAACGCUCUCGUACACAUGUUACAGACACAACAAACGCAGGUCGAAUCUCUAACGAGUGAGAGAAAACUCCUCGAAGAUCGAAUUAAGUUGCAAUACGAUCAAAUCUCACAGAUGAAGAGGGAUUUGGUGGUGCAAGAUAUGGAACGCGUUGUUGAUGCCGCAAAGUCGGAUAUGGUUCUGGGUUUGAAGCAGAGGGAGGCUUUUGUUAACAAGCUUAAGUUAGAAGAUACGGGAGGUGAAUUGGCAGACUUUAAAGAGUGGUUUCACUAUCUAUCUAGUGAAUGCUCCACGCUAAAUGAUAUGUCGAAGACUUCUGAUAUUAAGGGCAAAGGGAGGAAUUAUAAGGCAUUGGAAAACGAAUUGAGGAUGCUAAAAUCUGAAAAUGAGAAGCUUAUUUCAAAGAACACUUCUGAGGUGUCUGCUCUCUUGUCAGAGAAUAAAUUUGUGUGGAACCAGUAUAAUAGGAUUGAGAGGGAAAAAACUGAACUGCUAAGGAGUAAGUGCACUGAAAUUGAACAGGCUAAUGAGAAGAUAGAGAAACUUCUCACUGCCAUGGAGAAAAUGCAGUCGUCAGUGAGUGAAAAGGAUGAUAUAAUUGUAAAAUUUAAAACUGAUAUAGCUCAAUUGGAGGCAGACUCAAUUAAAAAGAGUGAAGAAAUUUCCAGACUUUCCAGGGAAUUGGUGUCCUUGAGAAAAUCUAGAACUGAUUCUGUUACACCUGUAUUACGUCGUUGCACAGCAGAGAAAGGAACGUCUCGGUUGGGAGGCAAGAACAGUGACACAAAUGGGCGGAAUAUCAAUGUGAAGAAAGAAUCAUAUCCUCCACAAAACCCUGAUCGUCUGAAGGAUUCUGAAAAGGGAUGCAAAAGUUCAAAGAGAAAAGCAGUUGACACCAUUCCCAUUUCAGAAACUGCAAAAUUGUUCUCGUCCACUUUCAAGGUUCCUAAAUUGAAGAAUUCGUCUCCGUUAGUAACUUAACCUCCCCCCUCUGGCAUCCUCUCCGGGCGGGCUGCUAUUCAUACGUGUAUACGUUUGACUGUAGUUUUGUAUCAUGCAUCUAUCAUGUAAUUUAUUAUGUAUCUGUUUCAGCAUUGAUGUUUUUCCAUGUAAUAUGUGUGAUGGCAAGAAUGAUAAUUGUUCUAUUGUUGGAUCUUCCAAGACUGUAAAUUGUAAAUAAGAUAUCAAUGCACUGAUAAGAUGAGCUUUGAAAA